CCCCAAGAGAGCAGCUCCCUGCUGCAGGCCCCACCCCUGCCCCCUAGGCCUCUGCUCUCGCUCCUCACCUGCAGACAGGAGCACCAUGGCAACUCCCAAUGACCAGGCGGUUUUGCAGGCCAUCUUCAACCCCAACACCCCGUUUGGAGAUGUGGGGGGGUUGGACCUGGGAGAUGACACAGAGCAGGAGAAAGCAGAUGAAGAUGGAGUUUUCCCUCAAGCCCAGCUGGAGCAGUCCAAGGCCCUGGAACUGCAGGGGGUGAUGGCAGCAGAAGCUGGGGACCUGGCCACAGCCCUGGAAAGGUUUGCCCAAGCCAUCGACCUGCUGCCCGAGAGGGCCUCGGCCUACAACAACCGAGCCCAGGCCCGGCGGCUCCAAGGAGAUGUGGCAGGCGCUCUGGACGACUUGGAGCGGGCCUUGGCGCUGAGCGGCGGCCGGGGUCGCGCCGCCCGCCAGAGCUUCGUGCAGCGCGGGCUGCUGGCGCGACUGCAGGGCCGGGACGACGACGCCCGCAGGGACUUCGAGCGGGCGGCGCGGCUGGGCAGCCCCUUCGCGCGGCGCCAGUUGGUGCUGCUCAACCCCUACGCCGCGCUGUGCAACCGCAUGCUGGCCGACAUGAUGGGGCAGCUGCGCGGCGCCCAGAACCAAUAAAGUCGCCGAGCUCGCCGCCGAC
This is a messenger RNA of Ochotona princeps (American pika), 674 nucleotides long. It is a transcript of the gene TTC36, whose product is annotated as tetratricopeptide repeat domain 36. The transcript has 3 exons. The record is from RefSeq and is a predicted model, not a curated record. Gene Ontology annotation, biological process: cilium assembly. Gene Ontology annotation, molecular function: protein binding. Bases 86 to 652 code for a protein of 188 amino acids. Lineage: Eukaryota; Metazoa; Chordata; Mammalia; Lagomorpha; Ochotonidae.